Messenger RNA from Schistosoma turkestanicum, 270 nucleotides. The record is from the annotation of a GenBank genome assembly. Lineage: Eukaryota; Metazoa; Platyhelminthes; Trematoda; Strigeidida; Schistosomatidae.
AUGCUGCUUGGAAAAUUAAGGCCGCUUCUCAAGUCACGCUAUUUAAUCAUACGAGAAAGUAGCGACAGUUCUUCAGACAGAUUUACCUAUUUUAGCUCGAAACCAAGGUUUUUGUACAGAGAGUACUUCGAGCGAGAUGAGAAAGAAGAAAAAAGAGGCCAAUUACUACUAACUGUAUUCUGGGCUUGGGUUACCUACUUUUUCAUUAAUCACCCUGAAGAAGUGGCCACGAUUCACCUGAUCCUAAAACAUUUACUGACGAUGAACUAG